Messenger RNA from Eruca vesicaria subsp. sativa (arugula), 873 nucleotides. Lineage: Eukaryota; Viridiplantae; Streptophyta; Magnoliopsida; Brassicales; Brassicaceae. The record is from the annotation of a GenBank genome assembly.
AUGAAGAUGCCACCGACAAUAGUCUUAUGGUACUUCCUCACUAUCCCCCCCCUUAUCAGCCAAUAUGAUGCGCAACACUAUCUUCAGAAAGACUCUACAACCCUGGCUUCUGUACAGGACAUCACUGUACACAAACAAUCCCAAAACACCACCCCCGUACACAACUCACCCAUCCACACCUUGUCGGGCCACACCUCACCCGUCCACAACUCACCCGUCCACAACUCCCAACUCGCCGUACAGGAUUCCCAAGUCGAUCAAUCCAAUGAAGAGAUCCAAAAAUCAUCGACUCCUACGCCGUCUCCCUUGUAUGAUACAAGCGCACCUCCAUUGGAUAUGCACCUCUCUCCAGCAGACACACCCAAAGGCCCUCCUUUCCAAGACCUUCUCUUUAGUGGUGUCGAUAUCCAGUCACCCAUUUGUUCUGACCCUAUCACACCCACCCAACCGACAUAUGACUCUUCAGUAGGCCCAACUUCCCGUAGGACUUGCAUGUUCCCUUUGCCACCCCGACCUUGCUCACUAGAGAGUUCUCCUACUAAGAGUCCAACCAGCAUUUCGGGUUUUGCUCUACAUGCAGCAGGGGUUAACGCUUUUUCCGCAACCUCUACAUCCCAUUCUCGAGUAUCAGAACCAACCAUCCAUGUAGUCGAGGCACAACCAUCUGAUAACACUGACGAUGUUGAGAUAAGCGACUGUGAAGGCACUCCACAAAGGCGUAGACCCCCUUAUAUCCCCUGCAUGGAGGAAAACAACGUUGCUAAGGAGCUAUACAAAUGCAAAGAAAUCCCAGCGCCUACUCUUAUCUGUCCACUUCCCCAAAUAAAAUGUGAUCUCUUCUACAAAUCUGUUUCAAAGUUCGGAGAGGCGUAA